Messenger RNA from Manis pentadactyla (Chinese pangolin), 2863 nucleotides. Its product is annotated as pepsin F-like. The record is from RefSeq and is a predicted model, not a curated record. Gene Ontology annotation, molecular function: aspartic-type endopeptidase activity. Gene Ontology annotation, biological process: proteolysis. Lineage: Eukaryota; Metazoa; Chordata; Mammalia; Pholidota; Manidae. Bases 1381 to 2586 code for a protein of 401 amino acids. The transcript is spliced from 9 exons.
CUUCGGCUGGAAAAGUACCAGUUUCAUGGGUAGCCCUGCUCAUCUCAGGCUGAGGAGAAGCUCUGGAUGGUCGUUUUUGUCUUCUUUGAUCGAUAAGAAGCUUAAAAAUUCAUUAUUCCCUUGUAUGUCAGGUGUGGCCUGCAAAAUGUUUCAAGGCAUGGAUCCCCCUGCGGAAUUAUAUCAGCAAGUGGAAGUUACUCUUACUGUUAUGUUUUAAGUUACUGUUAAGUUUGUUGGUUUAACUGACCCCGGUGGUCUUUCUUCAUAAAUGGAAGGGAAGUUCACAUGGCAGGAGGCAUCCAGUUUCUUAUCUGCUCAACCAACGUGACUUGGACAUCCCCGCCGUCCCUUCUCUACACACACCUCUAAGCCAGAAAUAAAAAUCUGCACAGCCUGAAAGCUGAAUCCAGCCCACAGCUGCUUGAGUUUUGGUUCACACUAUGCUUUUUGAAAAAGAGUUGGUUGCUAAUGUUUAAGAAUCAAGGGAUUUCACAUAAAGGACUUCAGACUUCUCUUGAAAACAUGGACAGGUCUGGCAUGACCAGCCCACUUUCCAGCAUGGCAACUGCUGGUCAGUGCUGAGUAGAGGCUGCUCCCCUUUGGUGGGACAUAUGCUGCCCCCUGCCCGUGAUGCUGGUCCACAUCUUCCAUUCAUUUCUCUCGCCUCCUGGGUCUUGAAUUUGUAAGCCCUUGCCCUAGACUUCCUUCAGGCAAGGACCCCUCGUAUCUUAACUGACUUUGACUUUCCAACAUCUAGCCCAGACCCCAACCUCAGUGGGUCCUCAACAAAUGUUGGUUGACUAAAAUAUCUUUUGGGCGCAUGCAUCACGUUUCUUUCAAUGUGAAAAUCCUGCGAUUGCAAAGCUGCUCUAGUCUAGAUCUUUGGAGCCGUUUCAGCAUAAGUGCCCCGAUCUGUACCAUCCAACUCCCUACAGCUACUCGUGUCAGUGGGCUGCGGGGAGCCCUCAAUGUCUUCACUCUGCCAUUUGACCUCUCUUCUUCCUAGCAAUCUCCUCUCUAAGGGGGGGUAGCAACGCACACCUUGUGGGGCUGCUGGAAAGACCUCACAAGAUCCCAAAAGACAAGCAUGGCACCUGGCACUUAUUAUUAUCACAUUCUUAGCAGUGCUAAGAUAGCAAGAGUCUACCAUUUUUUGUGAGACCUCUGUGGCUUUGGUUUUUUUCAGCCAAGCCCUGAGGAAGAGAUAACACAAAAAUUUCUAUAUUCCAAAGAGUUUUCCAAGUCCCCUACUCACAAACUCUGAUGGGGAUACAGAUCUUAUCAGGGUGGUUUGGAGUCCUUAUCUAGCCCAUUAGUGGCCCUCCAGGGGAUGGUCAGGGCAGGUCAGGGCAUAUAUAGUCAACUCUUCCCAGCCACCGCAUGCUCAGAACUCACUCUUUCCUGAGCACUUGGACCCAGGAAGGAAGCAUGAAGUGGCUGGGGGUCCUCUGGCUGGUGGCCCUCUCAGAGUGCUUAGUCACAAUUCCUCUGGCAAAGGUCAAGUCCAUACGAGAAAACCUCAGGGAGAAAGGCAUGCUGAAAAGUUACCUGGAAAAGCAUCCUUACAGACAGUCCUACAAGUUUCUUAAUGAAGAUCCGAACCCAAAAGUAACCUUUGAACCCAUGAGGAACUACCUGGACAUGGCCUACAUUGGCACCAUCAGCAUUGGAACGCCCCCUCAGGAGUUCAAGGUCGUCUUUGACACGGGCUCCACCGACUUGUGGGUGCCCUCCAUCUACUGCUACACCCCGGCCUGUGCUGAACACAAUCUCUUCAACACUACGCAGUCCUCCACCUUCGUGAACUCCGGCCGACCCAUCAACCUCGUCUACGGCUCCGGUCAGAUGUCAGGAAUUCUUGGCUAUGACACUGUUCAGAUCGGGAACCUUGUUGACGUGGCUCAGGCAUUCGGUCUGAGCCUGAAUAAGCCUGGCACGUUCACGCAACAUGGAAUCUUUGAUGGUAUCCUGGGCCUGGGCUUCCCCAGCCUUGGCCUCAAAGGCGUCACCCCUGUCUUCGACAACCUGUGGAAACAAAGCCUCAUCGCUCAGAACAUCUUCGCCUUCUACUUGAACAACAAGAACGAGGGCAGUAUGGUGAUGUUUGGUGGGGUGGACAACUCCUACUUCUCAGGGAACCUCAGCUGGGUGCCAGUGUCCAAACCCUCCUACUGGCAGAUAUCCAUGGACAGCAUCUCCAUCAACGGAAAGGUUGUUGCUUGUGAUGGUGGCUGCCAGGCCAUUGUGGAUACUGGGACCUCAUUGCUGAUUGGCCAAAUCGACCCUGUCAACAACAUCCAGAACAUCAUCAAUGCUAAGAGAUCCCUCAAUAAUGAGUUCAUCAUUGACUGCAACACCAUCAACACCCUGCCUGACAUCGUCUUCACCAUCGGCGGCAUUGCCUACCCAGUGCCAGCCAGGUCCUACGUCCUGGAGGACAGUAAGGACAUCUGCUACAGCACCUUUUCAGAAAGCGUGUUCGAAACGGGCACAGAGCUCUGGAUCCUGGGUGACGUCUUCCUGAGGUUGUACUUCACUGUGUACGAUCGGGCAAACAACAGGAUUGGCCUGGCUCCUGCAGCCUGAACACGGGGCUGCUGCAGGAAGCAACCAGACCCACCCCAAAUACACACACAUACACCCUCGGAGCACCCCCGCCCCGGGGCACUGACUGGAGCUGUUUGGUGCUCUGCAAAGCUCAUUCUCAGCAGAGAAUAAAGGAUCUCAUUUUUAACGGUGCUAAUAUGAAUGGAUGCCCAUCCCUGCGUCGGGAAGGUACAUCAGAACCAGGCAGGACUCUAGAAUCUAGUCCGGACAAUGAGAGAGAGGAGCCUAGCUCCAAGAGGCUUAAACAAAAAGGGAG